Messenger RNA from Ostrea edulis (European flat oyster), 9421 nucleotides. Its product is annotated as ubiquitin carboxyl-terminal hydrolase 24-like. Gene Ontology annotation, cellular component: nucleus; cytosol. Gene Ontology annotation, molecular function: cysteine-type endopeptidase activity; protein binding; cysteine-type deubiquitinase activity. Gene Ontology annotation, biological process: protein deubiquitination. NCBI's taxonomy places the organism in Eukaryota, Metazoa, Mollusca, Bivalvia, Ostreida, Ostreidae. The coding region runs from base 444 to 8072 and encodes 2542 amino acids. The record is from RefSeq and is a predicted model, not a curated record. The transcript is spliced from 58 exons.
UUUGAUUUUCGAAAUCUUUGAGCAGAGACAUGAAUACAUAAAUACACAUAUACUAUAUAUGAGCUACUUUGGGUGUGAUAUUAUUAUUAUUUUUUAUUUAUUUAUUAUUUUAUUGUUGUUUGUUUUUGGGGUUUUCUUUUCUUUCUCGCUCUCUCUUUCUCUCUUUUUUAUUUUGGUUAAAGAUGGCCUGGUCAUUCCUGACAUUGGAAUUUGCUCCUUAAAAUCCUCAUUGAUAAUAUUAAAAUAUGCAGGGUUAUUCAGUCUGUAUACAGAGUUAUCUACCGUGGGGUAACUCUUCUGUUGUUAAUCGUCAACUUCAAGCCAAUAUGGCGUACAGCAUGCUGAAAGUAAAAGUGGGAGUUAACUAGUUACCAAGCUGUUCUUGCAAGUUUAGACAUAAAAUGUAAGAGAGUGAGGGGUGAGGGGAGUUCCACUGUCACGCGAUGGAGGUGGAGGAGGAACACGUGCACACCUUGCUCAGUAUGGGCUUUCUAGAGUCCGAAAUAAGGCGGGCCCUGCGGAGGGCCAAGAACGACCUUAACGAAGCAGUCGCCUACCUGACGAAUGACCAGACGUUACCAAACGAUUGGGAGGAAGUGGAUAGAAUUGAUGACGUUGAAAUGAAAGACAUUCACCCUCGGUCAAGUCAGACAAUGUAUAGUCCUGACCCUCCUCCAAGUUAUGAUGAAGUUCAUGCAAUGGAUAAGACGGAUGAGAAUGGAGAGAAUGGUGGAACAGAAGAAGAAAACCCCUUAGAAUUUCCUGUUACUAAUUUGUAUGAACUCGAGGGACGUGUUUUUGCUGAACACUGGUCAAUUCCAUAUAAAAAGGAGGAAUCACUAGGGAAAUGUCUGAUUGCUGCUACAAGGCUAGCAGAGGCCAAUUUAACUGAGAGUGAUGAGCACUGCAGGAGGUUUCUGGAGAGAUGUAUGCCUGAAUCAUUUCAAAAGCUGAUGACAUCUGGUGCUGUUCAUAGGUGGAAUACAGAAAUACAAGAUGGAAUAUUUAGUAUGGCCGAGCUGUUUAUAGAUAUGUGUGUUGCUCGCCUUCAACAUCUACCAGUGCACCAUGAGAUCCUUAACAUUCUCACACUGGUGUUUAACAAAGAAAGUGAAUUUCAUUUUAAAAACCGUUCCAAGCGAGACCGUGCAUACUGGGAAGAUAAGCUGGAGGAUGGUCAAUUGUACACUGUCAACACCGGCUACAAGUCCUCUAUUGAUCCGUUUGGAUGGCUUACACAUGCUAUUAAUAGAUUUGCAUUUAAAGGCGGAUUUGAUAUAGUGAAAAAAUUACUAGAAAAUGAAGAAUUGGAUGCUCCAUCCAUGGCAGCUUUAUUGAGGCCUUUUGGAAUGUGUGCAGAGUUCCUCAAUCCUAAAAUAGUAACAGAAAUCCUAGCUCCAGGAAUGGAGAAGACAAUCAAAUACAUACAGAAUCUGGAGGAAAAAGACCUCAAGGAAAAGAAAAUUGGAAGUGUGUCUGAUCUUCUGGCCUCCAUGAAGUUGUUGUGUAUCCAGAUGUGGCCACAGCACACAGAAUCUCUUGAUGAACUUCGACUGGAAGUUGCUCUCAGAAUGUUGAAAUCUCCACAUUUUAAUGCUCGAAUGAAUGCAUUAAAGGAGGUGACAAAGCUUAUAGAAGAUGCCACAUCUAACAAGGUGUCAAAAACAGCCAUAGACUACAAAACUAUACUGCACUGGUUGGUGGAGAACAAAGUACUGUCUAUAGCUUUAGAAGGUAACAUAGACCAGGUCCAGUAUUGUGAGAAGGUGAAGGGUAUAGUGGAUUUCCUAGGAUCUGAAAUAACUACUGAAGAACUGGCUAUGAUCUGGAAAAUGCAGGUUGGCCAGACCAAUCACGUGAUAGACAAUAUUCACUCCAUCAUUGCUGCAGCUGCUGUUAAAUUUGACUCGGCACAGCUAGAACACUUGUUUUUGUUGAUUCAGAAGAAAUGGCAGGAUGACCAUAAUCGUAUGAAGGAGAAACUGCUUCGUCUGAUUGGUAAAAUAGGAAGAGAUGCCAAAGAACCUAAGACUACAACCAGGGUACUAGAGCUGUUGUGGGAUCUCUCUCAUUUGCCCACUCUGUCAAGACAGUUGAUUGAGUUGGCACUGGAGGAGCACCUGGCCAUCCUCAGUGACUCGUUCAGUGUGCGAGAACAAAUCAAGCGAAACUAUGUCAUAAAGUGUGUCGAAGACAUCAAAAAGGGUGCCUGUGUUUUACCUUCUCUGAAACAGCUGCUAAAUAUUUGUAAAAAUAUAAUGAAGCAAAAUAACCACAAGUCAGAAAAGGGUAUCUUACACGAACUGAACAAAAACCACGAUGUGAUAAAGCUGGUGACCCAGAGUCUGAUCAAACUGCACAAACAAGCCCUUGUUACUGUUGGUGAUGGACAAUUAGGACCAGACAGUAUUGUAGAUGCCAGAUAUCCACACUCAGAGUUUGUUUCAACACAUCUACAGUUUCUCCAAUACACACUACAGGAGGGGGCCCUCUAUCUUCCAUGGAGUCGAGCUCGGGACAUUUGGGGAACACUAAUUGCUAACUCUGAUGCUUGCCAAUGGGAUAGAGAAACCUGCUUUGAGUGGUUCAGUAAAGGUUUGCCUGACCUAGAGAUGGACACUCAAACUCAGCUGUUCCAGAAAGAGUUGUUGAAAUUGGAUCCUUCGAAACUCACAGAGAAAGGUUUUACCUGCUUUAAGAAUUUCUUUGAAAAUGUGAACAAGUAUGAACAUCGUCUGAAAACAGAUGGAAGCAGACUGAUAGUAGAGAAAAGUGAGCUGCUUGGUUUAGACUACAUAUGGGAGAUCUGCCUGAAUACUCCAGAUGAGUCCAUUGCAGACAAAGCCAUUCAGCUUCUUCUGUGUGUCAGUUACACAAAUCUUGCUGUCAGACUCAAAAAAGACACUGUGAGUCUACAUAAGAAAUUCAUAUCAGAAUGCUCCAAUAGACUAGAGGCAGCUAUGAUCGGGAUGGGGGGGACUGCUAUUGCCCAGGCCAUCACCUGGGCAACAAAAACUUUAACGGCAGCCAUUGUGAAAGAGGUAGCUAAUGUACCACCACCCUCAAGGUCCAUUAAGUUGAUGAAUAUUGAACGUCUGCUGUGGAUUGCUGAGGUGUAUGUCCUGAAUGUGGAGGAGAACCAUCAAACAAGCAGAACUAUUCUACCUCACGGCGCAUCCUUCCACGGGCUGCAGAUUAAUUUAAUGAUCACCUGCGAGUCGCCCAAGCAGGAGUUUAUUUUACUGUGCCAUGGUAAUGAGACAUUAAGCUCAGUCAGGGCUCGGAUUGCCAACAAACUCAAACAACCAUCGGACAAUGUGCAGAUUGUGGCUCAGGACAAGAUGUUGGAUACCCAUAAGGACCAGAAACUUCUACACCAGUUGGAGUUUGAGGACAAUCAGUUGAUACAAGCCCGUCUGACAGCAUCAACGAUGCAAUCUCUUGGGAAAGAGCCAAUGACACCAACAUCAAAGCAGAACUUUGACUUGGAGCAAGAGAAAAUGUUACCAGGAGUUGUCAUGGCAAUUGAAGGCCAAGUGUUUGAUAUGUUGUAUCAGCUGGCAGACUUAGAUGAGCCCAGGAUUACUCAUCGAGUGAGGAAGUUACUGAUGCUUAUACCAACAGACCCACAGAUCUCAGAAACUCUGGAAAGCAUUGGCAACAGAGGAUUGAAGCAAUGUGCCUCAGGUGAUGAUAUUAGCCCCAGGGCUAGUCCCAGAAAAUCUGCCUCAGCCUCUCCCCUCCCUAGCCCUCGUUUGGCCCCUAAGGAUGUUCUGAAGUCACUGUUUGAUGCCAGUGCCCAAGAUAUGUCAGCAUUCCGUGUUCUCUAUAAUUUGGAGGUUCUGAGCAGUAAACUGAUGCCUAUAAGUGUGGACUUGGCCACCAGGAUUAGUAGUCAGGCAUUCUGUGAUGACUUCCUGUCUGUGGGGGGUCUACAGUUGGUGGUGAAUGUUCUACAGGCAGAGUCCCUGGCCCCAGAGGUGAAUUACACAAUCAGACAGGGAUGUUACUCAAUAUGUCUGCAGCUUGCCCGCUUCCUGUUGUGUGGGCAGACAAUUUUUUUGGAAAUGGAUGAUAUUCAUGGAAGUAAGGAGGAAAUCAAAUCAGCAUCCAGUUCAUUGAUGGCAUCCUCCCCUCAUACAACAUCGUUUGUCAAGCAGUCUGCUGGAAGUCAUGCUGUACAGACCAUGGAUGUCCACACAUUCACAGAAACAGUUUCCUGUUUUCUGCGUGUCACAUGGGCAGCAGCUGCUGGAAGGCUCCACCUCAUUGGCACAUCUCAGGCGAUGAUUGACAGCUCCUCAGGUCACGGUAGAAGAAGCAGGCAGAGUAGUACAGGAAGUACUGCUAGUACAGGAAGUGAGAGUGAUGGACAGAGUCUUCAUGCUGGGGUGUGUGCCAAGGCCCAGGACAUCCCCACUAAAGAUUGUAACAUAGCCAAGGAGGCCUUGGAGAUUCUCAUCACGUGUCUACAAAUCCGAUGUGAACUCAUUGCAUCCUUUUAUUCCCUGCCUUGCUCCAGUGACUUUAUUAUUGAUAUUUUGGUGGGUUGUUCUAAUGCUGACAUAAGAAAUGCUGCCCUUGAGCAGUUCUUUCUGCUGAGUCAGACAGAGUGUACAGCACAGCGAACCCCUCACCACUUCAUGCUCCAGUUGUUGCUGAAGGCCUAUGUUCCAUUCUGGGUGUCAUCUGCUUCAGCUCGUGGAGUGAGCCAAAGAUUGCUCGGUCAAUGCAGUCAGUACUUUGAUCUACUUUGCAAACUUCUGGAAGGCCUUUCAAAGGAGGACCAGACAAAACUGCAGAUGAACCCCACAGCCAUGUUGGAAGAUGAGGUAGCUUGGUUGGGAAAUUUUGUUCCCUCUCUGCAUCCUGACAUGUCAGACACAGACAACAGUCUACUAGCUGGCCAUCUAAAGCUGAUCACCACACUGCUUACUUGUGAGGGGGUGGAUGAAGAGGAGCAUGGACGAACCUUGGUGUAUGAUAUCUUGCAUGACUUCCUCUUUCCUGCCUCCAAAGUGAUGAUGGACAGUAUGAACACCAGUAGUGAGGAGAAGCUUCAGGAAGUUAGUCCAAAGUGCAGCAAUUGUGAAUCUCGUGUGGCAGCUUACAGGCUAUUGAUUGAAUUGGCCAAGGGAAGCUACUCUAUGUUGAGCGAUAUCUGUAAACAGCUGAUUGAAAUGCACCAUCUUCCCCAGCCAGACUGUGCCAAUGAGUGGGAGUACUUGCCGCCUGUUGAUGGACGGGCCCGAUGUGGAUUUGUUGGGCUGAAGAAUGGUGGUGCCACAUGUUACAUGAACUCGGUCAUCCAACAGUUGUACAUGGUGCCAGGAAUUCCAGAGGUUGUGUUGGGGGUGGAGGAGGACAAAGCAGAUGAAGAAAGUGUGUUUUUCCAAAUUCAGCAAGUGUUGGGUCAUUUACUUGAAAGUAAGCUACAAUACCAUGAACCUGAGAAAUUCUGGAAGGUGUUUAAGCUCUGGGGCCAGACCGUGAACAUCAGAGAACAGCAGGAUGCUUUUGAUUUUUUUCAAGCUUUGAUUGAUCAAAUAGAUGAACAUCUUAAGAAAAAUAGCAAACAAGAAAUCUUCAAAAGAAAGUUUCAAGGAAUUUUCUCUGAUCAGAAAAUUUGCAAAGAUUGCCCUCACAGGUAUGAGAGAGAAGAAGCUUUCUUGGCCCUGAAUCUGACGGUGAAGAAUGCCACGCUACAGGACUCACUAGAUCAGUUUGUUAAGGGGGAGCUACUGGAGGGGGAUAAUGCUUACUUCUGUGAUAAAUGUGGAGAGAAGAGAAACACAAUGAAACGGAUGUGCAUUAAGACACUUCCCCCAUUGCUGUGUAUCCAGCUGAAGAGAUUCGGCUAUGAUUGGGAAGCAAAUCGAGCUCUCAAGUUUGAUGACUAUUUCAAGUUUCCAUGGAUAUUGGACAUGGAGCCCUACACCACCGAUGGAAUGGCCCGUCGUGAGGAAGUUUUGGAGACGGUAGAUAGCAGUUCAGAGUCAGAUUCUGGGGAGUCCUCGAUAACUGAAGAAAAGGCCCUGGAGAUUGUGACAACAGGGAGCAAUGUAGAACACAGGCAGAUUAACUACGAACUGGUGGGAGUGGUGGUCCACAGUGGACAGGCUAAUGCUGGACACUACUAUUCCUUCAUCAAGGACCGCAGAGGUGACAUGAUGUCCAAUCUGCAGAGAGGGAAGUGGUUUAAAUUUAAUGACACUGUGGUUGAAGAAUUUGAGAUGACAGAAGACAGCAUAGAGGCAGAGUGUUUUGGUGGGACCUACAAAGCCAAAAUUAUUGAACCAACAACCACAUUACCAGAUGAGCGAGUGAGGUACUGGAAUGGCUACAUGUUGUUUUAUGAAAAGUUAGAAGAACCAGCCAAAACUCCUGUCUCUGCCAAAAAGACAAAAAUUCAAACCAGGAAAACUGUAUUGGAGGGAGGAAAGGGGGGUUUGGAUUCUGACAGCUUCAUGGAGUUGACAGAGUUGGUGCAUAAGGGUGAGAAGAAAGGAAUUUUUAUGGAGGAUAUGCCAGCCAGCAUUCAUCAGAUCAUUCAAGCAGAGAACCUGACCUUUGUCAAAAACAGAGAUGUCUACAACACGGACUACUUUCGAUUCAUUAGGGAUCUUGUGGCUGUCAAUCUGAAUAAAGAGAGCCAUAAGAAUUUUCAACAGAUGUCUGUAAAAUCUCUACAACUGGGUAUCCGUUACCUGUUCAAUACCUUCUUUAGAUGUAAAAAGAAAACAAAAACUCUCCUGGAUGAGUGGGUGGAAACAAUUGAUACUAUUCUGGACAAGAGUAAAGAAGCCUGCGGAUGGUUGGUGGAGUAUCUCAGCAGUGCAGAGGGGUCAUCCUAUAUCAAACCCUUCCUCUUGGAGUGCCCCUGUAGAGAUGUAAGGUUCACCAUGGCCAGACUACUGGAGAGGGUCAUGUCUUCCCACUUCAAACAUGGAGGAGUGCCAACACAGAAGUGUUUUAACGAGAUUGUGGAGUUCCUCCUACAAAUGCUAAACAAAGAUGUUGUGGAUCACUGUAAACACUCCUUCCAUUACUUCCAAGUCAUCAAGUCUUACGUCCAUUUAGGAACAAAGUCGUGCAGCCAUAUGUUUUUACGCCACGGCUUUCAGCGACUGAUAGGAUUUUUAAUAGGAAAUUCUGGAGAGAUGAAUCAGGGGCAAGAUACACCGACCAGAAGAUGGAGUUCUAUUCAGUCACGAGAGUUUGGCAAUCUCCACUCCUCUCUAGCAAUACUCAUCUUGAAUUGUGAUGUAUCAAAGUACAGAACAGAAGAGCCCGGUGAAUAUGAAAUACGCAAACCUAAAACAGUUUUCUCAACAAAGUUUCUCCUAAUGCCACAAGACAUGGAGAAUUAUGUGUUUGGACAAGAAUCUUCUCGAUACAUCCGUGAGGUAGUUCAUGCUAUAAGAGAGGUGGGGACCAGUUUAAUCAUCUGUGACAUGCUGGUGUAUUGUAGCUUCUGUAACUACCAGUUUAGUGAGAUAGUCCUUAAGCAGCUAAUGCAACAGUACAUGACAGCUCCUUCAAACGAACUCAAAGCAGUGUUCUCCUUGCUUACUGAACUGCUGAUGUUAGAGGAUCCCGUUCAGGUCCAGCGCAUCAAGCUGGUCAUUGACGGAGUGACAGACAGCUCGGGUUCAUUGUUUGAUGGACUUCUUGCUACUGUGAGACAUAACCAUGCCACAGACAGCAGAAGAUCAUAUACCUGUAUCAAGUUCCUGGUCAGUCUUGCAAGCAAGAGUGCUCCUGUUAAAGAUUACCUGAUGCAAAUACCAUCAAAGUGGCAGUGGGCAGUCAACUGGCUUAAGAAAAAGAUGUCUGAGUACUACUGGACACCCUCCUCCACAUCAGCUUCCUGUAUAUCUAAUGAGGAUUCAAACCGAAAGUCGUUCCAGAGAACUUACAGUGCACAGUCUACACUGGAGGAAGCUAAAGCCUUGCUAACAGAACUGGAAUCCCAGGAAGGUAGCCCAGAAAUGGACACAAAUGAGGAAGACACUGAAAACAAUUCACAGUCUAAAGAUGAAGUAGAUGACUCUGCUAGGAAAAAGACCUGAUAUUCUGUGAAGCAUUCAAAAUGAUCAUUGAACAGUUUUACAAGAGCUGGUCUAAUUAAGGGAACUGGAACAGCGCUCUGUUCCUCUAGUGAUUGUGGACCGAGAAAUUGUUUACCUAAGAAUUGGAGACCUUUUCAUCUUUUUCUUUAUAUGAAGAAUGAGACAGUUUUACUGCCAUUAUCCACCCUCUACUUAGUCAGUUGUGUUAUUAGUGUAACCAGAUACAGGUGUUUAGAAGAAUGCUAGUUUUUUUUUUAUUUACAUAGGACAGCAUAUGCACAAAUAUUGAUCAAGCAUUAUAUAUUAUAUACUGUAACAAUGUCUUACAAGUCGAAGGUAUGAGUGAUAAAUAUUGUAUAUUUAUAUACAUUUUCCCCCCAUUUUGAAUGCAUUAUUCAAUUAAAAGAACUUCCUGGUAAUAUUUAGAUAUCUUGUAUACAAUUAAAACACUUCUUAGGAAUAAAAUUUCUAUUUCUAUUUAUUUUAUUAACAGAUUUCCAGAUGGGGAAAAAUAAGGUCAAUGGAGAAUCUGGGAACUUGUCUGUCAUUUCAUUUCAAAUAUUAAUAGAUUUAUUAUUUUUGGUGUACAAAAGAAAUAUUAUGUGACAUGGCUCUUGAAGAAGUGGGUCACUAGCUCAGGGCAUUUGUUGUAUAUACCCAAUACAAGUGAGGUUUGUUUUUCAUUAGAAAAAUGUAAACCAUCACAUUCAGAUAACCCUGAAAUCUCACUAUGCAAGAAUGACUUCUCUGUUAAUUGUGGGUGAAUCCAUUAUAGUUUUAACUAGAUGUACUGAAAUAUUUGUAAAUGAAAUUGAGUUAGUAAAUUAUGAUCCAUAAUGGUGAGUCUACUUUUGUGUUGAUUAUAAUUCAAAAUCCCAACAACAUUUAGGAAAGAAUAAGAUCUCAAGAAUUUAUACUCAUCUGCUUCAGAUUUUAGAAUGAUAUGUAAAUUUGAAAUUGAUUACACUAAAUAUACAUGUAAUAUACAUGCUUUUAGUGCAAUGUCAAAUACAGAUUCUUAGGGAACCUGUGAUGUUUCACGGCAUUAUCAGGAUGGACAUUCUCCUUCACACAAUGACAUGGAUUGCAAUUUUCAAUGCAUACUUUUAAUAAUGUAAAAGUACAUGUAUUCCCAAACUGUUUGCACUAAAAAAAAAUUUGCGUAUGAUUAAAACUGAACUGUACAAAGUGGACAUAACCAGGUAGUUUGUGUGCAGGAAGUGCUAAUUCACCUAAUAUUAAUUUUGUAAAUAAAAUUGUUGUACAUCAGGAAUUAGGAUGUAUAUAUUACUUUGUAUAUAUUUAUUGUACAUAAAUGCGAAAUUCAUAUAAAAUACAUGAUGCAUCAA